Suricata suricatta (meerkat) is the source of this 3358-nucleotide messenger RNA. It is a transcript of the gene GCFC2, whose product is annotated as GC-rich sequence DNA-binding factor 2. The transcript is spliced from 17 exons. Gene Ontology annotation, cellular component: nucleus. NCBI's taxonomy places the organism in Eukaryota, Metazoa, Chordata, Mammalia, Carnivora, Herpestidae. Gene Ontology annotation, molecular function: DNA binding. Gene Ontology annotation, biological process: mRNA splicing, via spliceosome. The record is from RefSeq and is a predicted model, not a curated record. Bases 85 to 2442 code for a protein of 785 amino acids.
UGGAAGCGCGCGCCGGCGUGGACGCUGGAGACCCGGCUGGCGGGUUCCGGAAGAGGGCUGGCGCGUGCGCCCCCGGCCUCAGCCAUGGCUCACAGGCCGAAGAGGACUUUCCGGCAGCGCCGAGCCCGCUCCAGUGACAGCGAGGACGCCGAGGAGCCGUCUGCUGAACCCGGGGGCCCGGAGGAGCAGGCGGCCUCCGGCCCUACAGAGGAAGGGCCGCCCAGUGGAGCGGGCCGCGCGGAGGUGGCGGACCGGCGUGUUCGGGCCCGGGGCCCUCGCGGCCGGGUGUGGGCGAGUUCCCGGCGCGCUGCGGGGACGGCUCCGCGCGCUGGCGGCGGCUCGGGUGUCCCAGAAAAUGUCCUGUUAGAAUCCAGCAUGGUUGAUCUUUCAACAGAUGAAGAAGGUGAAACCCAUCAUUCCUCAGAAAAUAAAGAUGAUCAGAGUUUAUCAUCCAAUAGCUCUAGCUCUCUGGAAGAAGAAUUUUCAUCAAUAGUAAAUAUCCCUGAUGCAGCUUUUAUUCAGGCAGCCCGCAGGAAACGUGAAUUGGCCAGGACCCAAGAUGAUUAUAUUUCUUUGGAUGUAAAACAUACCUCUACCAUCACUGGGAUGAAGAAAAACAGUGAUGAAGAUCCUGAGAGUGAGCCUGAUGACCAUGAAAAGAGAAUACCAUUUACCCUAAAGCCUCAAACACACAGACAAAGGAUGGCUGAUGAAACAACACCUAGAAAUGAAGAAACAAGUGAAGAAAGUCAGGAAGAUGAAAUUCAAGAUAGUUGGGAACAGCAGCAGAUGAGGAAAGCAGUUAAAAUCACUGAGGGACGAGACCUAGAUCUUUCCUACAGCAGUAAAUCUCAAACAGUGAAGAAGUUUGAUAUUUCCACUUCAUUCCCACCGGUAAAUUUAGAAAUUAUAAAGAAGCAAUUAAAUACUAGAUUAACAUUGCUACAGGAUACUCACCGCUCACACCUGAGGGAAUAUGAAAAAUAUGUACAAGAUGUCGAGAGCUCGAAGAGUACCAUCCAGAACCUAGAGAAUUCAUCAAAUCAAGCUCUAAAUUUUAAAUUCUAUAAAAGCAUGAAAAUUUAUGUGGAAAAUUUAAUUGACUGUCUUAAUGAAAAGAUUGUCAGCAUCCAAGAAAUAGAGUCAUCCAUGCAUGCACUCCUUUUAAAACAAGCCAUGACCUUUAUGAAACGCAGGCAAGAUGAAUUAAAACAUGAAUCAACGUAUUUACAACAGUUAUCACGCAAAGCUGAGACAUCAACAAAUGGAAGCUUGGCUGUAGAUGAAAAAACUCCAUCAGUUUUGGAAGAGAUUGAAUCUCGAAGGUCACAAAGAAGACAAGCAAGGGCACUUUCUGGGAAUUGUGGUCAUCAGGAAGGGACAUCUAGUGAUGAUGAACUGUCUUCAGACAUGAUUGACUUCCAAAAAACCCAAGAUGAAAUUUUACAAGAUCACAAGAAGAUUUUUGAAGAUGUACAUGAUGAUUUUUGUAAUAUCCAAAAUAUUUUGUUGAAAUUUCAACAAUGGCGAGAAAAGUUUCCUGAUUCUUAUUAUGAAGCUUUCAUUAGUUUAUGCAUACCGAAGCUUUUAAAUCCCCUAAUCCGACUUCACUUGAUUGAUUGGAAUCCUCUUAAGGUUGAUGCUGUAGGCUUAAAACAGAUGCCAUGGUUCACAUCUAUAGAAGAAUAUAUGGCCAGCAGUAUGGAAGAUUCAAAGAAAGAAGAUGGUUCGGAUAAGAAAAUCUUGUCUGCUGUCAUCAAUAAAACAGUUAUACCUCGACUUACAGACUUUGUAGAAUUCAUUUGGGAUCCCUUGUCGACCUCACAGACAACAAGUUUAAUAGCACACUGCAGAGUGAUUCUUGAAGAACUUUCCACUUGUGGAAAUGAAGUUAGUAAAGGCAAACAGGAUUUACUUAAUUCUGUUGUUUUGAGAAUGAAGAAAGCAAUAGAAGAUGAUGUUUUUAUUCCUUUGUAUCCAAAGAGCAUUGUAGAAGACAAAACAUCAUCACAUUCAAAGUUCCAAGAAAGACAGUUCUGGUCGAGUGUAAAGCUUUUCCGCAAUAUUCUUCUUUGGAAUGGACUCCUCCCAGAUGACACCUUGCAAGAACUAGGACUUGGGAAGCUGCUAAAUCGCUACCUUAUGAUAGCUCUUCUUACUGCCCCUCCUGGGCUGGAUGUUGUUAACAAGUGCAGCCAGAUAGCAGCAUAUUUACCAGGAAGAUGGUUCCACAGCCCUGCCCUGAGAACAUCCCUUCCCCGGCUAGAAAACUUCAUCCGGGUCUUGUUGCGGUCUGCGCGCAAAUUACCUACAAGUGAAUUCAGGGAUGAAGUCAAAGAAAUAAUUCUUAUUCUGGUGAAAAUAAAAGCUUUGAAUCAAGCAGAAUCCUUUAUAGAAGAACAUCACCUAGACCAUCUUAAGUCAGUGAUCAAAGAAGUUUGAGCAAACUAUGGGAAGUGCUAACGUGAGGUGUUAACCCCUCUCGGCUCCUUUGCUCGGGGCAGUGGGACAGCAGAGCUCCCUCCCUCCGUUCCUUCCCCUGGUCUUACCUUCUGGUGUCCAGACGGCUGCCGCUCUGUGGGGUUUGCCGGGACUGAGCACGGGGGAGCAGUAAAAGUGUAACAUCCUUCCCUUUGGUUCUUUGGACUUCUCCCUUGUGAGAGAGGAGUGGGGGAAACUUUGCUGCCUGGGCUUCGGGGAGUCUUCUGAACUGACCACAGCAACAUGAGUUAGGUCUCUUUAUCCUGUCUCUAUUCCCACAUAAAAUGGAAGUCUUAUUCGGAAUGAAUUAGUUGCUGCUGAUUAAGGCAUUUUAAGGUUUUUAGAACGCUUGAUUGUCAAAUUGUCCUUCAGAAAUCCUUACCAGUGUAUUGUGCCAAAACAAGUGUAACAGGCCAGUGAAACCCCACCAGCCAUAGGUAUUAUUUUGUUAAAUCAGUACAAAUUUAGUAGAUGUAAAAAAUGUUAAUUACUCUUUGAGCUGUUAGAGAAAAAGUGCUUUUUUGACCAUUUGUAAUUCUUUUUGAAAUCCAUUCAUGUUAAUGGCUUUAUAAGAACUUUGUUAUAAAGAUACUGAUGUUUUGUCUGUCCUAUGUUACUGUUUUCCUUAUUGUCAUUUAUUCUUGUAAUGAGGUUUUUAGUGGGCUAAGGCGUUACUUGUUUAGUUACUUGUUUAGGUACUUCUCUUUCGUUAGGGUUUUUGUCAUUGGUGAUAGGCUUCGACAGGAUCCAAGUAUUUUAAAUAUUCAGAACAUGUAAUGAACUUUUCUAUGAAAUAUUUGUGUAAUUGAAAAGAAACUGAAGGGGCACCUGGGUGGCUCAGUUGGUUAAGCGUCCAGCUCAGGUCAUGAUCUCAUGU